Molecule: messenger RNA, 2231 nt
Organism: Dicrocoelium dendriticum
Lineage: Eukaryota; Metazoa; Platyhelminthes; Trematoda; Plagiorchiida; Dicrocoeliidae
Source: the annotation of a GenBank genome assembly
GCCAACUGUACCAGGCAUCUGUCACGGGCAACACUUUACUCGCUUUUUGUUAAAAGCUCGCUCUGACGAUGCCUUCUUUUACUGAUUGGCCUGAUGAUGAUCAAGAGCUAAUUAGCGACAUUCUAGCUCAAAAACCAGAACCUGAAGAUCACUUGGGUUCUACCGUAAUUGUUGACGGAUGUCCAGUUGUUGGUCCUGCUAAAUACGACUUGUUGAAGAAGUUUAUUCUGGAUAAAUUUUCCAAGAUCGGACCGAUUACGGAUUCUUAUUUUCCUCAGGAUGAUGACCAACAGACCAAAGGGUACAUGUUCAUCACGUAUGAUAAUGCAAAGUCGGCUUCACAGGCCGUUCGCACAAUGAACAACACUCCUUUGGAUAAAAACCACUCAUUCCUAGUGAAUUUGCUUGGGGAUUACGAGCGGUUGUGCAACGUUUCCACUGAAUGGAAGCCCCCGCCGAGACAGCCGUACAAGGAUUUUGGUAACUUGAAAAGUUGGUUGCUGAAUGAACUUUGUCGUGAUCAGUUUGUCGUGGUGCACAAUGACGGUGAAAUUGGCGCUGUUUACUGGCACAGUGCUGUAGAACCGUCGUUAGUGGAGAAGCGAGAACGUUGGACGGAUGGCUGGAUGCGGUGGUCGCCUCGAGGGACUUACUUGGCCACAAUGCACCAGCAAGGUGUCAUCUUGUGGGGUGGCGAAGAGUUCCAAAGGGUGGGCCGUUUUCCUCAUCGUAUUGUAAAAAUGAUCGACUUCUCGCCAAUGGAGCAGUUCAUGAUAUCCAUGAGCCCAAGUGCAUCAGGAGCCACUGAUGAACCUGAUAGGCCGGUUGCUGAUGUAAUAUUUUGGGACGUUCGUCGUUGCCUGAGCCGACGGGAGUUCACAGUCCCAGUGGACUCUCAUCCACUCUUCAAAUGGUCCUACAACGACGCCUACUUUGCAUGUUUGCGCGAUGGUUUCGUCAUCAUCUACGAGACCAACACAUUUCGACUGUUAGACAAGAAAAGAAUCGGAGGGAACAUUCGAGAUUUUUCAUGGUCGCCCUCGGAAAACAUACUCGCCUACUGGGUCCCCGAAUCAGACAAUACUCCAGCCAGAGUUGUCUUAAUGGAGAUUCCAAGCCGAGAGGAGCUUUGCACCAAAAACCUAUUCUCCGUGGCUGAAAUCAGUUUGAAUUGGCAUGAGCAAGGUGACUAUUUGGCUGUUCAGGUCAUGCGAUGUGCCAAAAAGAAGGUCGAUACCGACAAGCAAGUAAAAUAUGUGGGCACUUACAUGAAUUUGGAAAUCGUCCGCAUGAGAGAGAAACUCUAUCCAGUCGAUCAACUCGGAAUUAAGGCUUCUAUUUCAUCUCUACAUUGGGAGCCCCAUGGAACGCGAUUGGCAUUCCUCCAGAAUAUCGCAAGCGGCAAAUUUUCUGUCUGUAUAUACGACGUGCCCAAAGGAAGCAGCAUCCGUGAGGUUGCUUCCUUGGAAAUCCCCUCCACCAGAAUUAAUGAUCUUCGCUGGUCUCCGAAAGGCAAUCUUUUAGUUGUGGCCGGAUUGAAAAGUGCCGACAGCUACCUUGAGUUCAUUUCGGCUAAUGAGGGCAUUUCCUUGGCCAAAGGCGAUCAUCCAAUGGUGAGUGAACUGCACUGGGAUCCCACCGGUCGAUAUCUUGCCUCUGUCGUGAGCAGCUUUUAUCAGAAAAACGACAACGGAGUGUGGUUUUGGAGCUGUGUUGGCCGUUGCCUUUACAAAAUGCCCAUGAAUGGCCUGCGAACGUUCGCAUGGAGACCUCGUCCUCCAACUUUGCUGUCCGCGGAACAGUUGCAGGUUUUGAAGAAAAAUAUGAACAAGUAUAACGCUCAUUUCGCCAACGAAGACCGAAUGCUCGCUUCAAAGGCAAGUCGCGAAUUGUUGGAGAAGCGACAGCGCAUGCUGUCCGAAUUCAACUUAUGGAAGGAUGUGAUUAUCAAGCAGUACAAUGCGGAAAAAUCUUUGCGUGUUGAUUUGAGGGGUGAGGACACGGACGAUAUGACGGAUAACGAGGAGAUGGAGGAGGAGUUGGAGUUUCUGGUCAGCACAGUCAAAGAAGUAAUUAGAAAAAACACAGAAGAGUAACCGACACGUCAGUUUCCGUACUUUUCUCCUUCCCACCUCAAUCCCACUGAAGUGCUUACCUCUCUCAUGCAACGGUUGCUUCCUGUCCAUUUGCCGUGUUUCAUGUGGCUCUCAAUGAAAGAUUGUAAAUUGGAA